Messenger RNA from Caenorhabditis sp. 36 PRJEB53466, 365 nucleotides. The record is from the annotation of a GenBank genome assembly. Lineage: Eukaryota; Metazoa; Nematoda; Chromadorea; Rhabditida; Rhabditidae.
AUGUCUAGAUUUUUUGUGAUACUCGCUCUCCUGGCCGCCUCCGUUCUUCUGAUCGACGCAUACGUGAGUGGGCGCGGCUUCUGGGCACUCGGAAGACGUGAAAACGGUUGCAGAAAGUGCCGACCGACGUGGCGACGCAGUUGAAGUUGAAGAAGAGGGGACAGGCGUGCAUGAAGCGGAUUCUGCCGAAGAGUCCGACGGCGACGGCGCUCGAAAGGGAACUCGCGGUGGGUCACUCUUGUGCCGUCUUCUGAAUUCGCGUUCAGGUUUGCUUCAAAGUCGACUGCGCACUGGCGAUAAUUCCGAAGGUCGAGGCGCAGUUCCCUAGAGAAUUCCCGGUUUUGAAAGGAUGCAUGGGCUACUGA